CCUCUGCCAGAGAGCUGUCGGUGGAAGAGAGUAGCCUGUCGUCGGUAGCCUGUACGGACCGAGAACAGAAGCUGAGCUCUGCUGCUCUUCGGCCCGCUUCACCACCAGUCACCGUCGAGCACCGCGUUUUCAUAAAUUAAAAAAAACAUUAGCAUCCUGACUUUCUGUCCUGAAUUGGAGCUUAGGGGACAUUCGCUGUCAACUAACUUCCACAAUAGGUCGCUGCGUCGCUGGCUGGACUGCUGCAUGUGUUUUUAUUGUCGCCUAACAGUUUGACUCCAGCCCCCUUCCACUCGUGCCCAAUGCUGAGGAAUGGAUAGUGUGUCUGCUAUCGGGGGGAAGAUGGUGGAGAGUGAUGAGCAGCCGGAGAGGGGAAGCGGCGGCGGCGGUGUUGGUGGCGCAGCGAUGGCCGCACUACAUCAAUGCGAACUCAUCCAGAACAUGAUUGAAAUCUCCAUCUCCAGUUUACAGGGGCUCCGGACCAAAUGCGCCGCGUCCAACGACCUCACACAACAAGAAAUACGCACUUUGGAGGUGAAGCUGAUGAAAUACAUCUGUAAACAGCUGCAGUGCAAGCAGAAAGUGCCGGAGACGGAGAGGCCCGAGGCUCUGGAACGCUACCCGCACUUAAGAGACUGGCUUCGCACCAUCAACCUGCGGCCGGAGCUCAUCCAGGCAGUGGAAGCAAAGUCUUCCCUGGAUGCCUUGCUGCAGAUGUCAGGUGCUCAGGUGAGGGAAACCAUGCGAAGGCUGGGGUCCAGCUCAGAGGAAUGUGCCCGGCUCAGUGCUGCCCUCUCCUGUCUGAAGAGUGCCUCGGAAUCAGGAGGUGAGCUGAGGGAAGAUGACGUUCCCUGGAUGUCGGAGCCCUUCAGGAGGGACAGUGGCCCUCUCCUAACCGCGGAGCAGCUGACCGGGCUGGGGACCCCGCUCCGCCCUCACAGUCCUUCGCCUCUCGCCCGCCCAUCAGCCGUCCACUCCACCCCAUCCACCCCCUGCGCCGUGUUCCCUCACCACCGCUCGGGCUCUGUGUCGGCGGUGCCCACGCCUGAUGGGCUGGCCUCCUACGGCCACACUGAGAGCCCUCUGACAGACCCGUUCCCCAUGGCCUUAUCCCACACCGCCCGUCUCCACGGACGCACAUCCACCCCGCCCAUAACUCCGCCCUCCAAGAGGCGACACCGACUGAAGCCCCCCUGCACGCCUCCGCCUCCGUCCCGCAAAGUUCAGCACCUGCUCCCCAACAUCACCCUGACGCGCAGCAAGAGCCACGAGUCCCAGCUGGGCAACCGUAUUGAGGACCCCCCCACCAACAAAUGUAUGAAGAAGAAUAAGUUGUUACUGAAUAUGCAAGUGAAUGGGAAUGGAUGUGAGGACUCGCCCUCCCGUUACCCCGUCAUGUCUGCACGCACCCCAGGAGUCACCCCCUCUGCCACCACAGCCUCUUACACUCUGCCCGGCACCCCCACCCUGAUGGAGGAGCACAGCAGCCAUAAAAAUAACGUAGCAGGGCAUCGCAACUCCCCACAAGCAGUGAGGAGGGACAUCGGCCUCUCAGUCACACACAGGUUUUCAACAAAGUCCUGGCUGUCCCAAACAUGUCAGGUGUGCCAGAAGAACAUGAUGUUUGGGGUGAAGUGCAAACACUGUCGGUUAAAGUGCCACAACAAAUGCACCAAGGAAGCCCCAUCCUGCAGAAUCUCCUUUCUGCCAAUCGCCAAAAUUCGGAGGACCGAGUCCGUUCCGUCUGAUAUAAACAACCCUGUGGACCGGCCGCCAGAGGCACCACAGUUUGGCACUUUACCAAAGGCCAUCACGAAAAAGGACCAUCCUCCGGUGCUGAACCAGCUGGACUCCAGCAGCAACCCGUCCUCCACCACCUCCUCCACCCCCUCCUCCCCAGCGCCCUUCCAGCAGAGCAACCCCCCAAGCGCCACUCCUCCACCCAACCCCUCGCCCAAGAACCACCGGGACAGCCGCUUCAACUUCCCAGCUGCCUGUUACUUUCAGCACAGGCAGCAGUUUAUCUUCCCCGAUGUCUCCAGUCCUGCUCAUUUGCACCCUGAUGUCCUCCGAGACACUGUCAGUGAGAUAGAGCCAGCAGCGGACGACAUACGAUCUGAGCUGGUAGAAGAUGAGGAUGAAGAGGAAGGAGAGGAGGAAAUUGAAGUCGAAGAUGAAGAGGAAGAGGAUAACGAGGAAGCAGAGGAUGAGAAUCAAGGGGAGGACGAGGAAGAGGACAUCAGGAUGAACAUGGGAUCGGACGGAGAGUGUGACGAGCUGGACGACCUGCCCAGCUCCCGGGGGAACCAAUGGAAGAGCCCCAUCUGCCGCAAGGCCAGCCAGACCAGCGUCUACCUGCAGGAGUGGGACAUCCCCUUCGAACAGCUGGACCUCGGGGAACUCAUAGGAAAGGGCCGCUGGGGCAAAGUGCACAAAGGGCGGUGGCACGGAGAGGUGGCCAUCCGGCUGCUGGAGAUCGACGGGAACAACCAGGACCAUCUGAAGCUCUUCAAGAAGGAGGUGAUGAACUACAGACAGACCCGGCACGAGAACGUGGUCCUCUUCAUGGGGGCCUGCAUGGCCCCCCCCCACCUGGCCAUCAUCACGAGUUUCUGCAAAGGGAGAACACUGUAUUCAGUUGUUCGAGACACUAAAAACACUUUGGAUAUUAAUAAGACCAGACAAAUUGCUCAGGAGAUUGUAAAGGGAAUGGGCUAUCUGCACGCUAAAGGCAUUGUUCACAAAGACUUGAAGUCGAAGAACGUUUUUCAUGACACCAAUAAAGUCAUAAUCACUGACUUCGGGCUGUUUGGGAUCUCUGGAGUGGUUCAGGAGGGGAGGCGUGAGAACAAACUCAAACUUCCACAUGGCUGGAUUUGUUACCUCGCCCCGGAGAUUGUGCGCAGGAUGAGCCCGGGUAACAACGAGGACCAACUUCCUUUUUCCACCUCGGCAGAUGUGUACGCCUUUGGCACCAUUUGGUACGAGCUUCAAGCAAGGGACUGGCCAAUCACCAACCAGCAUGUGGAAGCUACCAUCUGGCAGGUGGGCAGCGGAGAGGGCAUUAAGAAGGUCCUGGCGGAAAUUAGCCUCGGCAAGGAGGUCUCUGAGAUCCUGUCUGCCUGCUGGGCGUACGACCUGAGGGACCGCCCCCCCUUCACCCAGCUGGCCGACAUGCUGGAGAAGCUGCCCAAACUCAACCGCCGGCUCUCACACCCCGGACACUUCUGGAAGUCUGCAGAGUACGUAUCCAACAAUUAAGGACGAUGAGAAGAGACUAGAAGCGUGAAACCAGAAAAGAUAUCUCACAUAUUCGUAUAUCUUCUGUUUGCUUGUAGUACAUCGGCUCCUCAGUGAUGAGCCUUAGGGUUAACGGUUAGGGUUACACAGUCUUAUUUGGUAGAUAAUAUCAGUUACAUACUGUAGGUUUGAAAUCAUUUAUAAUUCCUUUUUAACCUCGCUCUCUAAUGGAAUGUGAACAUUGUGGUUUAAAUAUGUCAAUGUGAAUUGUAAAGUUUGAUUUAUUCACUGUCA
Trematomus bernacchii (emerald rockcod) is the source of this 3534-nucleotide messenger RNA. RefSeq names its product kinase suppressor of ras 1a (gene ksr1a). The transcript is spliced from 20 exons. Bases 313 to 3261 code for a protein of 982 amino acids. Gene Ontology annotation, biological process: protein phosphorylation. The record is from RefSeq and is a predicted model, not a curated record. NCBI's taxonomy places the organism in Eukaryota, Metazoa, Chordata, Actinopteri, Perciformes, Nototheniidae. Gene Ontology annotation, molecular function: ATP binding; protein kinase activity.